Colletotrichum truncatum is the source of this 3810-nucleotide messenger RNA. Its product is annotated as WD domain-containing protein. Gene Ontology annotation, molecular function: structural molecule activity; protein binding. Gene Ontology annotation, biological process: COPII-coated vesicle cargo loading; endoplasmic reticulum to Golgi vesicle-mediated transport; intracellular protein transport. Lineage: Eukaryota; Fungi; Ascomycota; Sordariomycetes; Glomerellales; Glomerellaceae. The record is from RefSeq and is a predicted model, not a curated record. Gene Ontology annotation, cellular component: COPII vesicle coat; endoplasmic reticulum exit site.
AUGGUUCGCCUUCGCGAGAUCCCGAGGACCGCGGCCUUUGCCUGGUCGCCCGACCCAUCCAAGCCUCUGUUGAUCACCGGCACCAGAGCUGGAGCCGUCGAUGCCGAUUUCUCUGAUGAAACCAAGCUGGAGCUGUGGGACCUUAACCUUGACAACCAAGACCAGGGCCUCGAGCUACAGCCCGUAGCCAGCAUCAGCACCGAUUCGAGAUUCUAUGACAUUGCUUGGGGACCUCCCGACUCCGACCAUCCUAGGGGCAUCAUCGCCGGUGCUCUGGAGAAUGGCUCCCUCGACCUCUGGGAUGCUGAGAAGCUCAUCGAGGGUUCUGACGACGCCCACAUGUCCCGAACGACGAAGCACACUGGUGCAAUCAAAUCCCUCCAAUUCAACCCCCUCCGACCCCAGAUCCUCGCAACUGCUGGGGCAAAGGGAGAGCUUUUCAUCUACGAUGUCAACGACGUUUCGAACCCGUUCCGACUUGGUACUGCUGCCGCUCGCUCAGACGACCUGGAAUGUGUUGCGUGGAACCGCAAGGUUGCCCACAUUUUGGCCACUGGAGGAUCUGGCGGAUUUGUCACUGUUUGGGAUUUGAAGACGAAGAAGGCGUCCUUGACGCUGAACAACAACAGGAAACCCGUCAGUGCGAUUGCCUGGGAUCCCAAUAACUCGACCAAGCUUCUGACCGCGACCCACGACGAUACCAAUCCUUUGAUCUUCCUUUGGGAUCUCAGGAACUCCAAUGCGCCUGAGCGUACGCUCCAGGGCCACGAGCAGGGCGUCUUGUCUCUGUCUUGGUGUCAACAGGACAGCGAUUUGCUUAUUUCUUGCGGCAAGGACAACAGGACCUUGAUCUGGAACCCUCAGACUGGUGAUCGGUAUGGAGAAUUCCCCGAGGUUACAAACUGGACCUUCCUCACUCGGUUCAACCCUUCGAACCCCAACCUCUCCGCCACCGCUGGAUUUGAUGGCAAGAUUACUAUCCAAACCCUACAAAACACCAACCCCUCAAACACUCAAGCCACGACCCAGAACAACCUGGACGGCGAGGACUUCUUUACCAGCGCGCAGACCCAGCCUCAGGGGGCAUCCUUCUCGCUGAACAAGGCGCCCAAGUGGUUUGAGCGACCGAUUGGUGCUACUUUUGGAUUUGGUGGAAAAUUGGUUAUCUUCAAGCAAAACGCUCAGCAGCGGACGUCCAAGCUCUCCAUCUCGCAGUUUGCUGUUGAUUCUUCCGUUAGCAGCGCAACUGAGAAAUUCGAGGAGGCACUCCAGUCUGGUGACAUUGUUGGUCUUUGCGAGACUCGCAAAGAGCAGGCUAAGACUGAGGAAGAGAAGGCGGAUUGGCUUGUCAUGGAAACUCUGACUGCCGAGAACCCCCGAAAGCGCAUCAUUGAGUACCUCGGAUUCGAUGAGAAGGAGGUCGCAAAUGGAGUUAGCAAGGACGAGGAAGAGAAGUCCGAGGAGCCUGCAGAGGAGAAGAAGGAGGAUACCAAGGAUGAAGACAACUUGUGGGGCGAUGGCGAAGGCGAGGGUGAAGACUUCCUGUCUAACCUCUCUGCAAACAAGGGAGCUAAGACCGACAGCCCCUUCCACUUGCUUGCUGAUACCGACACUGCGGUGGAGAAGUCCAUUACCAAGGCCUUGAUGCUCGGUGACUUUACCAAGGCCACCGAGAUUUCUCUCAAGGAGGAGCGCUGGGCUGACGCUUUCUUGAUUGCUAACUGCGGUGGACAACAACUGGUCGAUAAGGUGCAGAGCGCCUACUUGGCCAGCAAGAGCGGUGUUCCCAGCUAUAUCCGUCUUUUAGGAUCCGUCAUUGCCAAGAACCUAUGGGACGUCGUCUACAAUGCUGACCUUGAGAAUUGGAAGGAGACAAUGGCUAUUCUGUGCACAUUCUCUGAUCCUAAGGAAUUCCCCGAUCUCUGCGAGGCCCUUGGAGACCGUAUCCUUGAAAGCGGCUCCCGCAAGGAUGCCUCUUUCUGCUACCUAGUCGGCUCGAAGCUCGAGAAGGUCGUCUCCAUCUGGAUCAAGGAGCUUGAGGAGGCUGAACAGGCCGGUGUUCAAGAGCCCAGCGAUGACUCGACUUUCUCUGUCCAUGCCCGCUCUCUACAGCACUUUAUCGAAAAGGUCACCAUCUUCCGCCAAGUCACCAAGUUCGAAGACUCUGGGAAGACCCAAGCUGCCGACUGGAAGUUGUCAGCUCUGUACGAGAAGUACACAGAGUACGCCGACAUUAUUGCCGCACACGGUCAACUCGCGGUUGCGCAGAAGUACUUGGACCUACUGCCCGACAGCUACCCCGCGGCAGAUCUGGCAAGAAACCGCUUGAGACUUGCAACUCAGAGGAGCGGAGUCUCCCAGGGUGCCCCCAAGGCCGCCACUGCCGCCGCCGCUCGCAGGCCUGGACAGCCUCCGGCCGUGACGAACCCGAGAGCCACCCCAGCUUACCAGCCCACUGUUCCGGCUCCGGCUCCAGGUGGCUCCAACCUGUACGCGCCGGCCGGGCCUUCCCUCAUUAGCCCUCCUGCGCCAGGAGCAGCAUCGAACCCGUAUGCUCCCACAUCCUCAGUUGGUUUCACUCCAACUCCUGCAGCAGGCUUUACGCCCGCUGCUACUCAUUCACCAUAUGCUCCUGGCCAAGGCUACCAGCCUCCUGCCGCUCAGCCCUACCAAGCACCCUCUUACGGACCACCGCCUACCAACUUUGGCGCACCCCCAAACAACUUUGGUGCCACGCCCCCUCCUCCGCGAAACUCUACGCCUACGUCGAGCUUCCGUCCUAAGGAGAGCUGGAACGAUGUGCCAUUAGUUGCCAGGGCACCGCCUCCUCGUAGAACGACUCCCAAUGUUGCUCCGAUCACCUCGCCCUUCCCUGGCCAGGUGAACCAGGCCAGCGCUCCUCCUCAGAGCCCCUAUGGCCGCACAGGCUCAACCCCUCCUCCACCUCCUCCCAAGGGUCCGGCCCCCCCUCGCGUUACCUCUCCUCUGGCUGGGCCUCCGCAAGCCUUCCAGGCGCCUCCGAGACCGACGUCGGCCGCGUCGAACGCAUAUGCUCCCCCGCCCCCUCAGGCCGGCGCUCCGCUUUCUUCCAUGCCGCCACCCAUGGCCCGGGGCCCCUCGCCGUACAACCCGCCUCCCUCCGGCGCACCUCCUUCCAACCGUUAUGCCCCUGCUCCCUCGGCGCAACCUCAGACUAGCCAACCGCCUUUGGGAUCAGCGCCACCGCCGGGCAACCAACAGCCGCCAAGGAACCCGUAUGCUCCGCCCCCACAGGUUGGAGCUGGAGCACCGCAGAGCCAGUACGCGCCCUCGCCGUACGCAGCCCCUGCUGCUGCUAGUGCACCCCCGCCAGCGGCAUCAAGACCUCCCACUGGGCCUCCUCCAGCGGGCGGCCCCCCACCCGCUGCUAGAUCCGAAGCUACCCCCCCUCCCCCGAAGGCAGCGCCCCCUCCGAAGGCCCGGCAUCCCGCCGGCGAUAGGUCUCACAUCCCAGCCCAUGCUCAGCGGUUGGUAGAUGUCCUCAACUCGGACAUGCAGCGUGUCGCUUCGCGGGCGCCUGCUUCGUUUGCCGCUCAAGUGAAAGACACUCAAAAGCGUCUCAACCUGCUGUUUGACCACCUGAACAAUGAGGAGCUAGUCAAGCCUGACACAAUCGACCAGCUCUCGGCACUGGCCGAGGCCAUUGACCAGAAGAACUACGAUAUCGCUCAAAAGAUCCAAGUCGACAUUCAGAAGGAGAAGACUGAAGAGUGUGGUAACUGGAUGGUUGGUGUCAAGCGGUUGAUCAGCAUGAGCAAGGCUACUCCAUGA